Molecule: messenger RNA, 2723 nt
Organism: Pelobates fuscus (common spadefoot toad)
Lineage: Eukaryota; Metazoa; Chordata; Amphibia; Anura; Pelobatidae
Gene: SEC14L2
Product: SEC14 like lipid binding 2
Exons: 12
Coding region: 114-1346 (410 amino acids)
Cellular component (GO): cytoplasm
Source: RefSeq, a predicted model, not a curated record
ACUAUAAUAGCACGGGGAAGCCUGAUGCCAGUGUGACAGACACAGAAGCACACCCACCCAGGCUGACAGAGUGGUCAGAGGCAGAAGAGGGGGACACAAGCCCAGGUUCCAGAAUGAGUGGCAGAGUGGGUGACCUGAGCCCCAAGCAGCAGGAGGCCCUGGAGAAGUUUCGAGAAAAUGUCAAAGACUUGAUGCCCAAGCUGCCACCUCACCUUCAGGAUGACUACUUCCUACUUCGCUGGCUGAGAGCCCGAAGCUUUAACCUGCAGAAAUCAGAGAGUAUGCUUCGAAAGCAUGUUGAUUUCAGGAAACACAUGGAUUCUGACAAUGUGCUGGAGAACUGGCAGCCUCCAGAGGUGGUCCAGAAGUACUUGUCUGGUGGGUUAUGUGGGCAUGAUCGUGAAGGCUGUCCCAUAUGGUAUGAUGUAAUUGGUCCUAUUGACCCCAAAGGUCUUCUAUUCUCAGCUUCUAAGCAGGACCUCAUGAAGACCAAGAUGAGGGACUGUGAGUCAAUGCAUAAAGAGUGUCGUGCUCAAUCAGAGAAGCUGGGAAAGAAAGUGGAAGAGGUUGUGAUGAUCUAUGAUGUGGAAGGUUUGGGACUGAAGCACUUGUGGAAGCCUGCUGUGGAGCUGUAUGGAGAGGUCCUGCAGAUGUUUGAAGAUAACUAUCCAGAGGCCCUGAAGAGAUUAUUUGUGAUAAAAGCACCCAAGCUUUUCCCAGUGGCAUACAACCUUAUCAAGCAUUUCUUGAGUGAGGACACUCGCAGGAAGAUCAUCGUAGUUGGGGAUAACUGGCAAGAAGUACUUCAAAAAUACAUACCUCCAGAGGAAAUACCUAAAUAUUAUGGUGGAACCCUAACUGAUCCAGAUGGUGACCCAAAAUGUAAAUCCAAGAUAAAUUAUGGAGGAGAUAUUCCUAAAACGUACUAUGUGCGCGAUCAAGUGCAGGAGAACUAUGAGCACACUGUGACCAUCAACAGAGGCUCCAGCCAGCAGACAGAAUAUGAGAUUCUCUUUCCUGGAUGUGUCCUCCGGUGGCAUUUCCAAUCUGAUGGUGCAGACAUUGGUUUUGGGGUAUACCGCAAGACAAAAGCAGGGGAGAGACAGAAAGCAGGGGAAAUGAUUGAGGUACUACCAAAUCAGAGAUACAACGCUCACAUGGUACCAGAGGAUGGAACCCUUACAUGUGCUGAUCCUGGUACCUACGUUCUUCGCUUUGAUAACACAUACAGCUUUAUUCAUGCCAAGAAGAUUGGCUACACUGUGGAGGUCCUUCUGCCUGAUCGCAGUUCCGAGGAAAAGAUAGAGCAGCUAGAAAAGAAGAUGGAGAGUAGUCUCAGCCUCUAAAGUAACCAUUAAGGAUGGAUUCUUCUCUCAAAAACGAUUACAAGGCCCCAAAAUGCAAUGUUUCCAUAUGACAUACAUGCAACAUGUUAAACUGUUUAUAGGGCUGAGGGCCCUGCAUUUGGUUAUUUUGUGACUUAAGUAAGACAUUCAGAAAUCCUUUUAUCCCUCUUUGUUCCUGAGUGGCCUACUUUGAAUCAGAGACUACAAGGCCAAGUGACAAAUUAUUAAUAGUUAUCUCUUAAUGAACAGUUGAUACAUGAAGAUAGGUGAAGGCUGUUAUACUACAAAUUACAUUUUCAUACUGGAAUGGCCGUGAGAUAGGGUACUACCCAGUUAAUCUGCUUAGAACGCUCUUUAACCUUACAGUGUACCUUGUGUUGUUUACCUUUAUUCUGUAAUACAAAGUGAACCACGUUCUAGAAUUAGUUUAAAAAAAUCUAGGACAUAUCCAAUUUGUAUCCAAGAAUUCAUAACUGGUAUUGUCCACAGAGAACCUUGUUCACCUUAGCACCCCUGGUAUUAUAAUGCUCUGUGUGAUAUUUCAGGUAAAAGUUGGCUCUUUAGCUAUUGCUUUGCACUGCCCGUAAACCUUGGUAAGAUUAUACCUGGCUAGCUGACAAAGGAGUUUAAUUUAAAGAAUAGUCAGAUAGUUCCAGGAUUCAAGCUACUGAAAUAUAUUACCAUGUGUUCAGGAGUUCAGUAAGAGCCAAAGAGCCACUAAAUGUUAGUUGGGUUCUGUAAUAGUGAGUGAGAUCAUUUCUGUUUACUUGACAGGCGUACAGUCUUCUUUGAGAUGUAAUAUAUAUGUAUUUACUGUUAAAGAAACAGUAACACUCAAAGAGCACAUUUCGUACACGCCAAAUAUGUAUGUAAAAAAGGUAUAAAAUGUGCAUAUGUUUACUGCCAUUAAUAACAUGAUACAAACUGUAGCAGUCUGGGAGCUGCCAUUCAUUUAAUCACAUAUGUGAAUUUUCUAGAUACCAACCAUGCUUUAUUGGCUGCAAAUGGAAGCCUCCAAAAAGCAAAAUACAGAUUUGCUUUCUGCUUAUUUUUGUCUCCUCUUUCCCAGUAGAAUGCAUGAUGAUAAUACCCGUUUUCUGUAAUAUCCAGGGAUCUUUGCAGGAGUAAAAUACACAGUCACCAUGUCCCAUAGAUUUCCAUGCAACGUGGUCUUAGUGUGUAAUUUUAUACUAACACUAUUUAUACCAAAGUAUAAAUACUACCAACAUCUUACUAUAUCCUAUAUGUUCUAGUGCAGUUAGUUAUAUUCUGCCUUUGUAAACUAGCUUUCAGAAACUUUAUUUCAGCAGCUCCCAACCUUGUACUAAUCUGUAUGAUCAGCAUCCUAGCAAACCAUUGGUAUCGUUAUGUAUAAAA